CUGCGCACUUUUGGCCGCACCGUCCUCGUCACGGUCCUCGCCGCCGGCGGCUACGUCGUCUGGCGCUCGUACGACCAGCGCCACCCGGGCGAGCAGCUCCCGCACGACCCGACCCUGCCGACUGUCGUCGUCCUCGGCAACGGCUGGGCCAGCACCGCCUUCCUCAAGGAGCUCGACAACCAGGGCUACAACGUCGUCGUCAUCUCGCCGCGCAACUACUUCCUCUUCACCCCGCUCCUGCCCUCGGUCACGGUCGGCACCCUCGCGGCGCGCUCCAUCCUCGAGCCGACCCGGUUCCUCACCCGCCACAUGAAGCGCAAGACCGAGGUCUACGAGGCCGAGGUGUACGAGGUCGACCCGAUCAAGAAGACGCUGCGCUUUGUCGACAACUCGGACAUCAAGGGCGAGGUCGCCGGCACCGAGAUCGCGUACGACUACCUCGUGUACGCCGUCGGCGCCGAGAACCAGACGUUCGGCAUCAAGGGUGUCAAGGAGCACGCCUGCUUCCUCAAGGAGGUGUGGGACGCCGAGAAGAUCCGCUCGCGCAUCAUGGACAGCAUCGAGUCGGCCAACUUUGCCGGCCAGACCCAGGAGGAGAUUGACCGCCUCUUGUCGUUCGUCGUCGUCGGUGGCGGCCCGACCGGUGUCGAGUACGCUGGCGAGCUGCACGACUUCCUCAUGGAGGACCUCGAGAACUGGUACCCGGAGCUUGCCGACCGCAUCAAGAUCACCCUCAUCGAGGCGCUGCCCAACGUGCUCCCGAUGUUCUCGAAGCAGCUCAUCGACUACACGAUGUCGACCUUCAAGGAGAACAAGAUCGACAUCAAGACCAAGACGAUGGUCAAGGAGGUCCAGGAGAAGAAGAUCAUCGCCCAGAACGAGAACAAGGAGCUCGUCGAGUACCCCUACGGCCUCCUCGUCUGGGCCACCGGCAACACGGCUCGCCCCGUCACGCGCGACCUCAUGAACCGCAUCCCCGAGUCGCAGAACUCGCGCCGCGGCCUCCUCGUCGACGAGCACAUGCGCCUCGUCGGCGCCGACGGCGUCUUUGCGCUCGGCGACUGCACGGCGACCAACUACGCGCCGACGGCCCAGGUCGCCGCCCAGCAGGGUCGCUACCUCGCGCGCGUAUUCCAGAAGCUGCACAAGAAGGAGCAGCUCCUGCAGGAGCUCGAGUCGGCCAAGCAGGCUGGCGCCGAGCCGGCCAAGCUCGACUCGCUCGCCAACGCCGUCAUCCGGGCGAGCAACAUUGCGCCGUUCAACUACUCGCACCAGGGCUCGCUCGCCUACAUCGGCUCGGACAAGGCCAUCGCCGACCUGCCCAUGAUGCAGGGCAACCUCGCGGCGGCGGGCUUUGCGACCUACUACUUCUGGCGCUCGGCCUACAUCUCGCAGCUCUUCUCGCUCCGCAACCGUGUCCUUGUCGGCGCCGACUGGCUCAAGACCAAGGUCCUCGGCCGGUGCGUCCCACUCUUCCCUUUCCCUCUCGGCCGCUCACUGACGCCUUCUGCCCCUGCAGCGACGUCUCGCGCGCAUAAGCGCCUCUCUUUCCCUUCCUCCUCCCCAUUCGUCUCGACACACGCCGACCUCCCGCAUGCCGCCGUACCCGCUCCGAGCGGACCGGCCCCCCUUUUCGUUCUUCCUCUCUUACUCGGCCGCCUCCCUCUCUCUCUCUCCCUCUCUAUCCCCGUAUCCUGUUCUUGUCUCUGCCACAUAGAAGCAUUCUGUCACGCCGCCUCGAAAGGGUGA
Messenger RNA from Rhodotorula graminis WP1, 1749 nucleotides. RefSeq lists its product as uncharacterized. Gene Ontology annotation, molecular function: NADH dehydrogenase activity. The annotation marks the transcript as partial. The transcript has 8 exons. The record is from RefSeq and is a predicted model, not a curated record. Lineage: Eukaryota; Fungi; Basidiomycota; Microbotryomycetes; Sporidiobolales; Sporidiobolaceae.